AUGAGUGAUCCAAAUGUUAUUUAUGGUGGAGAUAUAGAAGAACCUGUCAAUUAUGCUACUUUGGGAGAGAUGAUGGUGUCGUGCUUUAGAGAUGGCGGUGAUAAAAUAGCAUUGAUUAAUGCAGAAACCGAUGAAAAAUGGACUUUCAACAAGCUUUUGAAAGAAAGCAUCAUUAUGGCAAAAGCACUUUAUGGAGCUGGUAUUCGUCAAAAUGAAAUUGUCGGAAUUUUAUGUGAUAAUAGACACGAAUUUGCUUCUAUUUCGUAUGGAACAAUAUUUCUUAAUGCUGUAUUAGCACCAGCUAAUUAUGCAUAUACUGAACGUGAAGUUAAACAUACGUUUGAUACAACUCUACCCAAAUUUGUGUUCGUUUCAUCACUCGCUGAAUCAGUCGUACCUGCUCUCAAAAACUUUAAAUAUGUAGAGAAAAUAAUUUUAAUUGACGGAGAAAAUAUUGAUGACGGAAAACUCAUAUCAUUAAAGAAUUUUAUCAAAAAAUACGGAAAUAAUGAUUUUGAUGUUGAGAAACUAGUCCAACAACCAAUUGAUUUAUAUGACCAAGUCGCAGUCAUAUUUAUGUCUAGUGGGACGACUGGAUUCCCAAAGGGCGUUCAGACCACCCAUGGUAAUUUAAUAUCCUGCGUUGCUUACAAUCUUGAGCGAGUAAGUUUGACAAAAGAUUUAUUUGAAACUAAAAUUCAGUUCUCGUUGGCACCAUUUUUUCACGGAAUGGGUUUCAUUGGCAAAUUAUUUGCAACCACUUCACGAGAGAUUACUUUAGCAUUUUUAAACAAAUUUGAUCCUGAUUUAUACCUUGGAACUAUACAAAAAUAUAAAAUUGAGAUAUUGACAGUUCCACCUCCAAUUGUGGUCUUUCUGGCCAAAUCACCACUAUUUGAUACUUACGAUUUAUCAAGUUUAAAGCUGAUAAUAUGUGCAGCUGCUCCUUUGUCACAAGAAACAGAAACACAAGUAAAAGAAAGGUUUAACAACGAAAUAUUUCUCAUACAAGCUUAUGGACAAUCCGAAGCAACAUUAGCUGUUUUAUAUGGACAAGCUGGAACAGCAAAACCUGGUUCAGUUGGAGAAAUUAUCAAAGGAAUGAGUGUGAAAAUAAUUGAUGAGCAAACUGGAGUUAGUUUAGGAAAGAACAAAGUUGGAGAAUUGUGUCUUAAAGGGCCAUUUUUAAUGAAAGGAUAUAUUAACAAUCCACGAGCAACAGCUGAAACAAUUGAUACAGAAGGAUGGCUUCAUACUGGAGAUUUGGCAUAUUAUGAUGAAGACAAUCAAUUUUUCAUUGUUGAUCGCUUAAAAGAACUAAUAAAAUACAAAGGAUUUCAAGUGGCACCAGCUGAACUUGAGGGUCUUCUCCUUUCAAAUCCGAAAAUUAAGGAUGCUGGUGUAAUUGGUAUACCUGACGAAUUAGCAGGAGAACUUCCAUUUGCGUUUGUUGUUAAGGAACUAGGAGUAGAUUUGACAGAACAAGAUGUGAAAGAUUUUGUUGCUCAAAAUGCAAGUAAUACAAAAUGGCUUCGAGGAGGUGUCAAGUUUGUCGACGAAAUACCAAAAAAUCCAAUCGGAAAAAUUAUGAGAAGGGACUUGAAAGAUUUGUUCAAAAGUUUGAAGGCAAAAUUAUAA
Molecule: messenger RNA, 1638 nt
Organism: Chironomus riparius
Lineage: Eukaryota; Metazoa; Arthropoda; Insecta; Diptera; Chironomidae
Source: the annotation of a GenBank genome assembly